This is a messenger RNA of Dentiscutata erythropus, 201 nucleotides long. NCBI's taxonomy places the organism in Eukaryota, Fungi, Glomeromycota, Glomeromycetes, Diversisporales, Gigasporaceae. The record is from the annotation of a GenBank genome assembly.
AUGUCUGAUAUCGAAACCCAAGAAGUUAGGCUUCUAAAACCUAAAUCUACCCUUGGGCAAUCAAUCUUUAAUUUUUGCAAUGUUUUAAUGGGCGUUGGAAUCCUUUCAUUACCUCUCGCAUUGAAAUAUACAGGAUGGAUUAUUGGGUUAUCAUUAUUAUUUUUCUGUAUGGCAGCUACAAAUUACGCAGCAAAGUUAUUG